AUGGCAGAUAAUUUAGCAUCUAAAGUCGACCUAAUUUUGAAUAAAUUAAACAAGUUGGAUAGCAUCGAAGUGCGUCUAGAGAAACUGAACAAGUCAGUGACCAAUAUAGAAUAGUCCUUAGGAAUUAUUGAAAAAGAUGUAGAAGCCUUAGAGAAGAAAAAAAAGACCAAUGAAAAGGUAAAUGACCUCGAGCAGAGCGUUGAUUACAACGACCCAGAUAUUAGUGACCUACAGCGAGAUGUGAAAGGUUUACAACAUGAUGUGGACAAUCUUAAGAUGCAACUUCUUUACCAAGAGCACUAUAGCAGAAGAGAGAACUUAAUGUUUAUUGGAAUUCAAGAAGAGGUCAGUACAAAAGAUGGCACAGAAAAUAGCACAGUCAGUAAUCAAAACACGGAGAACACGCAAGAGAUCAUCUCCAAUUUUGUGGAACAAGAGCUACAAAUUCAAAUGCUCGAAGCAGAAUUGAUUUCCAACACGUUCACCGGGUAG
This is a messenger RNA of Porites lobata, 492 nucleotides long. Lineage: Eukaryota; Metazoa; Cnidaria; Anthozoa; Scleractinia; Poritidae. The record is from the annotation of a GenBank genome assembly.